AUGGCUCAUCACGCAACCCUCGCUAUACAUCAUACUACAACGCUGUCCCAAGACCUCAAGCAUGAUAGAAGGAUUGACAGCAACAACGCAGUGCCACCCAUCCUCUCUCAAUCGUCGCCUUCACCUCAAGCGACAUAUAAAAAUCUGAAACCAUGGGACGACAGCGCAAUGCCGGCAUCGGCCAGACUUGCCCUGCUCGAUCUCAAGCCACCACAAACGUCUGCCAGACCUCGGAAUUCACUGGUUGAUUCAAAAGGCAAGGCACCUCUCGGUGAAAACCCCGAUUUAGAAGCCGAUAAUGACCUCACUAAUGAAAGUAUGGACUUCGACGAAUUUGUCUCGAAAGAUAGCGAAGGAGUUAUAAGAGUUCGCCCAUUCACCAUGAUGUCGCUAAAAGCGGAGAAGGUGGACUCAGAAAGCGAUGAUAAGGUCGGUGACUGCAAACCCUGUUGCAUUCCUGGGCCGCCAGGAAAGCCUGGACCUAACGGGAAAAACGGAGUGCCGGGUAAUCCUGGUCACAAUGGUCUUCCGGGAAAAUCUGGAAAUCCACCGAAGAGACCUUGCCAAGAACAUACAUCUCAACUUUGCAAAGAAUGCCCACAAGGACCGGAUGGACCACCAGGGCCAAGAGGAGAACCUGGAACCCCUGGAUCAUCUGGUCAUCCUGGAUCAAGAGGAUUAAACGGACUGCCUGGAAUACCAGGAGGUCGAGGUGUUCGUGGACUUCCUGGGCUGCCUGGUCUGCCGGGUGCAGAAGGAAAUUUCGGAGAGAUUCCUGUGGCGGAACCGGCCAUACCAGGUGAACCAGGACUUCCAGGGCCCCCAGGCCCCCGUGGACCUAUUGGAAAACCUGGCAAACCAGCUACGCCAAGCGCGGAUGGACUAAAAGGACCUCGUGGAUCUCCUGGUGCUGAUGGAGUACCCGGGCUACAAGGAGAACCCGGUUUUCCUGGUCCAGCGGGACUACCGGGAGCUGCCGGAAUGUGUUCAUUCUACUGCGGGGUAGACAGAGGAAUCUUUUUCGAUCAAGGAAGAACGGAAAGAUCUAACAGUUAUCGCAGACAGUAA
Molecule: messenger RNA, 1068 nt
Organism: Cooperia oncophora
Lineage: Eukaryota; Metazoa; Nematoda; Chromadorea; Rhabditida; Trichostrongylidae
Source: the annotation of a GenBank genome assembly